CUUCCGACGGGGCGGCAGGGUCGGGGCCACGUGACUUUGUUCCGGCCCCCGUCAAAGAUGGCGGCGCCCUGAGCGGUAGCGUGAGAGCGGUCGGGUGAAGACGCUGUUUUGUCGUGCUGGCAUAAAAGCAGUGGAGGCCGUGCGCCAUGUCGCGACUGAUCGUGAAGAACCUCCCGAAUGGGAUGAAGGAGGAGCGAUUCAGACAGCUGUUUGCUGCCUUCGGCACGCUGACAGACUGCAGCCUCAAGUUCACCAAAGAUGGCAAGUUCCGCAAAUUUGGCUUUAUCGGCUUCAAGUCUGAGGAAGAGGCCCAAAUGGCCCUGAACCAUUUCAACAGGAGUUUUAUCGACACAUCCCGGAUCACAGUGGAGUUCUGUAAGUCCUUUGGGGACCCAACAAAGCCUCGAGCCUGGAGCAAACACGCCCAGAAACCAAGCCAGUCCAAGCAGCCACCAAAAGACCCUGCUGCUCCAGAAAUCAAGAAAGAGGACAAGAAGAAAAAGGUGGCGAGUGAACUGGAGAAGCUGAAGGAAGAUACCGAGUUCCAGGAGUUCCUGUCAGUUCACCAGAGGCGGAUGCAGGCGGCCACAUGGGCAAACGAUGCCCUGGACACCGAGCCCUCAAAGGGGAAGAGCAAGCCGGCCAACGACUACCUGAACUUUGACUCUGAUUCCGGGCAGGAGAGUGAGGAGGAGGGAGCCGGGUGGGACCCAGAAGAGGAAGAAAGCCUAAAAACAAAGGCAGCUGUACAGAAGGAGCUGUCAGACAUGGAUUAUCUAAAAUCUAAGGUGGUGAAGGCUGCGUCGUCCUCUUCGGAGGAAGAGGAGGAGGAGGAGGAGAGUGAAGAUGAAGCCGUGCACUGUGAUGAAGAGAGUGAGGAUGAGGAAGAGGAUUCCUCCGACACCUCAGCCCUGCAGGAGAGAGAGAGCACAGGGGCAGGCCGACAGCACAGCACUCUGUCUGGGAAUAAGAGGCCACAGGAGGCAAAAGCCGAGCCAGAAAAACCAGCAACCCAGAAGGAACCCACUACUCCACAUACUGUGAAGCUGCGGGGAGCCCCGUUUAAUGUGACAGAGAAAAAUGUGAUGGAAUUCCUGGCACCCCUGAAGCCAGUGGCCAUUCGUAUAGUGCGAAAUGCUCAUGGGAACAAAACAGGGUACAUCUUCGUGGAUUUCAGCAGUGAAGAAGAGGUGAAGAAAGCCCUGAAAUGCAACAGAGAGUACAUGGGUGGACGCUACAUCGAAGUGUUCAGGGAAAAGACUGUCCCCACAGCCAAGGGUCCCCUGAAGAGCAACUCCAAAUCGUGGCAAGGCCGAACACUUGGGGAGAACGAGGAGGAGGAGGACCUGGCCGACUCUGGGAGGCUCUUUGUGCGAAACCUGCCCUACACCAGCACCGAGGAGGACCUGGAAAAGCUCUUCUCCAAAUACGGUCCCCUAUCUGAGCUCCACUACCCCAUCGACAGCCUGAGCAAGAAGCCCAAGGGCUUUGCUUUCGUCACCUUCAUGUUCCCGGAGCACGCAGUGAAGGCCUUCACCGAGGUGGAUGGGCAGGUGUUUCAGGGCAGGAUGCUCCACGUGUUGCCAUCCACCAUCAAGAAGGAAGCCAGCGAGGAUGCCAUGGCCCCGGGGUUGUCAGCCUACAAGAAGAAGAAGGAAGCAAAGGAAAAGGCUAGCAGCUCCAGCUCUCAUAACUGGAAUACGCUGUUCAUGGGGCCGAAUGCUGUAGCCGAUGCCAUUGCGCAGAAGUACAACGCCACCAAGAGUCAAGUGUUUGACCACGAGACCAAGGGCAGCGUGGCCGUGCGCGUGGCCCUGGGGGAGACCCAGCUCGUCCAGGAAGUACGGCGCUUCCUUAUUGACAAUGGCGUCAGCCUGGAUUCUUUCAGCCAGGCUGCGGCAGAGCGCAGCAAGACCGUGAUCCUGGCCAAAAACCUUCCAGCAGGCACCUUGGCGGCAGAGCUCCAGGAGACCUUUGGCCGCUUUGGCAGCCUAGGCCGAGUGCUACUGCCAGAGGGUGGUGUCACCGCCAUCGUGGAGUUCCUGGAGCCCCUGGAGGCCCGCAAGGCCUUCCGACAGCUGGCCUACUCCAAGUUCCACCACGUGCCCCUGUAUCUGGAGUGGGCUCCAGUUGGUGUCUUCUCCAGCACAGCUGCACCGAAGGCAGAGCCCCAAGACACACCUGCAGAGCCUGCGGGAAAGGACAACGUGGCGUCAGAAACUGUACCAGACAGUGAGCCUCCAGAAGGUGAAAAGCCACCAGAGGGAGGAGUGGCUGUAUCUUCAGCAAAAAUGGAAGAAGAGGAGGAGGAAGAGGAGGAAGAAGAGAGCCUCCCAGGGUGUACUCUGUUUAUUAAAAAUCUCAACUUCAGCACAACGGAGGAGACGCUGAAGGAAGUGUUUUCCAAAGUGGGGAUGGUGAGGAGCUGCUCUGUUUCCAAGAAGAAGAACAGAACAGGGGCACUGUUUUCCAUGGGGUUUGGAUUUGUGGAAUACAGGAAGCCGGAGCAAGCCCAGAAAGCCCUCAAGCAACUCCAGGGUCACGUCGUGGACGGCCACAAGCUGGAAGUGAGAAUCUCGGAACGAGCCACUAAACCAGCCCUGACGACUGCUCGGAAAAAGCAAGUUGCCAGAAAGCAGACGACCUCCAAGAUCCUGGUGCGGAAUAUCCCCUUCCAGGCUGACAGCCAAGAGAUCCGGGAGCUGUUCAGCUGCUGUAUCCGACUUGGGGCUGAGAAGACUUGGAUGUUAGAGCGCACCUGCCGCGUUCUUGCGGACUUUCCUUGCCUGUGGGUACCAGAGAGCCGAAGAGAGCUGCAGUGA
Molecule: messenger RNA, 2822 nt
Organism: Carlito syrichta (Philippine tarsier)
Lineage: Eukaryota; Metazoa; Chordata; Mammalia; Primates; Tarsiidae
Gene: RBM19
Product: RNA binding motif protein 19
Exons: 22
Coding region: 147-2822 (891 amino acids)
Molecular function (GO): RNA binding
Source: RefSeq, a predicted model, not a curated record